This is a messenger RNA of Gopherus evgoodei (Goodes thornscrub tortoise), 1704 nucleotides long. RefSeq names its product CD276 antigen-like. Lineage: Eukaryota; Metazoa; Chordata; Testudines; Testudinidae. Bases 101 to 928 code for a protein of 275 amino acids. The record is from RefSeq and is a predicted model, not a curated record. The transcript is spliced from 6 exons.
AAGUGGCUUCAUGCUGGGGACACGUGUGAUCGCAGCCCGGCUAAGGAGGGAGUAACAUAGGACUGAACUAGGAACUGUGCUACAGAGAAAGGAGAGGUGAAUGUCGGUUCGCUCCUCUUCCCAGUCCAUGCUGCUUCCCUUCUUGAUUCUCCACUUUGCCGUGGCGGCAACCUUGGCGCCAGACGUUGUAGCUCAGUUUGAGGGGGACAUCACUCUGAACUGCCUCUUCCCAUCCCAGCCCGGGAUGAACCUCCAGCGUCUGACCCUCACCUGGCAGAAGGAGCAGGCAGGGGCAGAGGCCCUGGUGCUUCAUAGUUACUAUUACGGGAAGGAGCAGCUGGAGAGACAAGACCAGAUUUAUAGGAACCGGACCCAGCUGGAUCCAGAGGGGCUGGCCCGGGGGAAUGCGUCCCUGACACUGAGGGGCGUCCGCAUCCAGGACGAGGGCAUCUAUCUCUGCCACAUCACCUCGGAGCAGGGCAAGAUUUCAGUGAGGAGGCAGGUUGCAGUGAUGGCCCCGUAUUCGGAAGUCCGACUGGAGGUUAGCGUGAGCAGCCAGGUGACCCUGACCUGCCGUGCGGAGGGCGGGUACCCCGAGGCCUCCGUGCUGUGGCUGGACGGAGCCAGGAACAAUGUGACGGCGGAGAGCGACACCAGCCUGCAGAGAGACCUCAGCGGGCUCUGUGAUGUGAGCAGCCGAAUCCUCCUGGCCAGGACAGGGUAUGGCAACUACACCUGCAUCCUGGAGAGCCCCAGGCAGCCCCGCGUCGUCCGACACCUGAGCGUCUCCUGCAGCUCAGAUAACUGUACUAACAACCUGUGCCUGCCUAUCACCCUGCCCCUGAUGGUGCUGCUGGGUAUUCUGGGAAUUCCCUGGUGCUUACUGAGGCGCCGGUUCUCGUGGUGUUUGGCUGCAAGCGAACUGUGACACACGUAACAUGAGCUGCUUCUCUGUGUCUCUAUCCCACCUUUGUCUGGGUGUACGUCCUUGGAGGCAGGGCCUGUCUCUCGUAACAGGACGCUCGUGCGAGGCUGUAGAGAAACAACAGUUCCUAAUAGAGACCGAGGCUCUGGUUCAGUGUGUGUUAAGUGUCAUCUACUGAUGGUCCCUAUAAUAAUCUACUACAAAUGCAACAUGACUCCCUUAUUUUCUUUCAUAGAGUGAAGUGCUAAUUAGACUGACUGCUUUAGCUCCAUACACAGGAAAACAGCCUUCUACCAUUGCCAGCUAGUGGAGUGACUCCUUUAGCUCCACCUAGAAUAGAAGUGUGCUAGCUCGACGGCGAUAAGCCCCUCUGAAGUCCUGGGUGCCUUUGUCUCUUUGAAAGAUGCAUUUUCUUUCUGUUCAGAUAAAUCCAGAGCUGCCAAAAUCCACCUACCGUGAGCGCUCAGGUUUUGCUCUGCGUGUUGGGCAGCCGUAUGACUUGAUUAGCCUGUACAUGUCCCAGCGGCCACAGUCCUUUGGCAAGUGUCCUGUUCAUAUCGGACAUCUUCCAGGAUAGUCAUGGCUUCCUAACCCCCAGCAGGGCGGGUACGAUGCCUCCCAUGUAACAAGGGUCACACGCGCACACACACAAAACUUUUCAGCCAAAUCUUUUUUUCCAGUGAAACCCGUGGCUUCAGCAGCUGUCCCAAGUUUUGUGAACUCCAGCUGGUUUUGCUGACUUGUUUGUUUCAGGAAGAAAAAUAAAACCAUGGAAAUGU